AUGAUAGAUAAUAAUCAGUGUGGGUUAGAUGUCCCUGUGCUGUCCCUGUGCUGUCCCUGUGCUGUUCCUGUCCUGUCCCUGUCCUGUCCCUGUGCUGUCCCUGUGCUGUCCCUGUGCUGUCCCUGUGCUGUCCCUGUGCUGUCCCUGUGCUGUCCCUGUGCGGUCCCUGUGCUGUCCCUGCGCUGUCCCUGUGCUGUCCCUGUGCGGUCCCUGUGCUGUCACUGUGCUGUCCCUGUGCUGUCCCUGUGCUGUCCCUGUGCUGUCACUGUCUCUGUCCCUGUGCUGUCACUGUCUCUGUCCCUGUGCUGUCACUGUCUCUGUCCCUGUGCUGUCACUGUCUCUGUCCCUGUGCUGUCACUGUCUCUGUCCCUGUGCUGUCACUGUCUCUGUCCCUGUGCUGUCACUGUCUCUGUCCCUGUGCUGUCACUGUCUCUGUCCCUGUGCUGUCACUGUCUCUGUCCCUGUGCUGUCACUGUGCUGUCCCUCUCCUGUCCCUGUGCUGUCCCUGUGCUGUUCCUGUCCUGUCCCUGUGCUGUUCCUGUCCUGUCCCUGUGCUGUCCCUGUCCUGUCCCUGUGCUGUCCCUGUGCUGUCCCUGUCCUAUCCCUGUCCUGUCCCUGUGCUGUCCCUGUGCUGUCCCUGUCCUGUCCCUGUGCUGUCCCUGUCCUGUCCCUGUCCUGUCCCUGUGCUGUCCCUGUGCUGUCCCUGUGCUGUCCCUGUGCUGUCCCUGUCCUAUCCCUGUCCUGUCCCUGUGCUGUCCCUGUCCUGUCCCUGUGCUGUCCCUGUGCUGUCCCUGUGCUGUCCCUGUGCUGUCCCUGGGCUGUCCCUGUGCUGUCUCUGUGCUGUCCCUGUGCUGUCCCUGUGCUGUCCCUGUCCUGUCCCUGUGCUGUCCCUGUCCUGUCCCUGUCCUGUCCCUGUGCUGUCCCUGUGCUGUCUCUGUGCUGUCCCUGCGCUGUCCCUGCGCUGUCCCUGUCCUGUCCCUGUGCUGUCUCUGUGCUGUCCCUGUGCUGUCCCUGCGCUGUCCCUGCGCUGUCCCUGUCCUGUCCCUGUGCUGUCCCUGUGCUGUCCCUGUCCUGUCCCUGUGCUGUCCCUGUGCUGUCCCUGUCCUGUCCCUGUCCUGUCCCUGUGCUGUCCCUGUCCUGUCCCUGUCCUGUCCCUGUGCUGUCCCUGUGCUGUCACUGUGCUGUCCCUGCGCUGUCCCUGCGCUGUCCCUGUCCUGUCCCUGUGCUGUCCCUGUGCUGUCCCUGGGCUGUCCCUGGGCUGUCUCUGUGCUGUCCCUGUGCUGUCCCUGCGCUGUCCCUGUGCUGUCCCUGCGCUGUCCCUGUCCUGUCCCUGUGCUGUCCCUGUGCUGUCCCUGUCCUGUCCCUGUGCUGUCCCUGUGCUGUCCCUGUCCUGUCCCUGUGCUGUCCCUGUCCUGUCCCUGUCCUGUCCCUGUGCUGUCCCUGUGCUGUCUCUGUGCUGUCCCUGCGCUGUCCCUGCGCUGUCCCUGUCCUGUCCCUGUCCUGUCCCUGUGCUGUCCCUGUCCUGUCCCUGUCCUGUCCCUGUGCUGUCCCUGUGCUGUCUCUGUGCUGUCCCUGUGCUGUUCCUGUCCUGUCCCUGUGCUGUCUCUGUCCUGUCCCUGCGCUGUCCCUGUCCUGUCCCUGUCCUGUCCCUGUGCUGUCCCUGUGCUGUCCCUGUCCUGUCCCUGUGCUGUCCCUGUCCUGUCCCUGUCCUGUCCCUGUGCUGUCCCUGUCCUUUCCCUGUCCUGUCCCUGUGCUGUCCCUGUCCUGUCCCUGUGCUGUCCCUGUGCUGUCCCUGUCCUGUCCCUGUGCUGUCCCUGUGCUGUCCCUGUCCUGUUCCUGUCCUGUCCCUGUGCUGUCCCUGUGCUGUCUCUGUGCUGUCCCUGCGCUGUCCCUGUGCUGUCCCUGUCCUGUCCCUGUGCUGUCCCUGUGCUGUCCCUGUGCUGUCCCUGUGCUGUCCCUGUGCUGUCCCUGUGCUGUCCCUGUGCUGUCCCUGUGCUGUCCCUGUGCUGUCCCUGUCCCUGUGCUGUCCCUGUCCUGUCCCUGUGCUGUCCCUGUCCUGUCCCUGUCCUGUCCCUGUGCUGUCCCUGUGCUGUCUCUGUGCUGUCCCUGCGCUGUCCCUGCGCUGUCCCUGUCCUGUCCCUGUCCUGUCCCUGUGCUGUCCCUGUCCUGUCCCUGUCCUGUCCCUGUGCUGUCCCUGUGCUGUCUCUGUGCUGUCCCUGUGCUGUUCCUGUCCUGUCCCUGUGCUGUCUCUGUCCUGUCCCUGCGCUGUCCCUGUCCUGUCCCUGUCCUGUCCCUGUGCUGUCCCUGCGCUGUCCCUGUGCUGUCCCUGUCCCUGUGCUGUCCCUGUGCUGUCCCUGUCCUGUCCCUGUGCUGUCCCUGUGCUGUCCCUGUGCUGUCCCUGUGCUGUCCCUGUGCUGUCCCUGUCCCUGUGCUGUCCCUGUGCUGUCCCUGUCCUGUCCCUGUCCCUGUGCUGUCCCUGUGCUGUCCCUGUCCUGUCCCUGUGCUGGAGAAUAG
This is a messenger RNA of Knipowitschia caucasica, 2514 nucleotides long. NCBI's taxonomy places the organism in Eukaryota, Metazoa, Chordata, Actinopteri, Gobiiformes, Gobiidae. The record is from the annotation of a GenBank genome assembly.